Lucilia sericata (common green bottle fly) is the source of this 636-nucleotide messenger RNA. RefSeq lists its product as uncharacterized. The coding region runs from base 1 to 636 and encodes 211 amino acids. NCBI's taxonomy places the organism in Eukaryota, Metazoa, Arthropoda, Insecta, Diptera, Calliphoridae. The record is from RefSeq and is a predicted model, not a curated record. The transcript has a single exon.
AUGGAAGACCAAGAACCACAAAUUAGCACAAUAAAGCCAGCAAAUAUGGAUUUAGCAUCGUUAAAGGUACAACGAAGUACAAUGAAACGGAAUAUUAGCAAAUUGAAGUCAAAGGUAGAAAAAGAAGGGACAUCAUCUGAUUAUACAAUAAUUAAGUGUCGACUUCAAAUGCUAGAAUCGUAUUUUACUCAACUCAGUCAUAUACAAACACAAACUGAGCGCCAUGAUGUAGGAGACGAAUCACGUUCUGAAUUAGAAGAACUCUUCGUACAGGCCAAAGCUUAUAUGAUUGACUUAUUAUAUAAAAAACGACGAUCUAGCGAUAUGGACUUAAGCAUUUUAAAUACGACAAGCUCAUCGUUUUCACACCAAAGUCGAUUACCUGAGCUCAAACUCCCGAAUUUCAAUGGCAAAUAUUCAGAGUAUUCUCGUUUCAUAAGCACCUUUAAUACUUUGGUUCAUGAAGAGCCAUGCAUUCCAACCAUAGAUAAAUUUAAUUAUCUUUUGAACUGCCUUAGUGGCCCAGCACUUUCUGUUGUAGAAGCCUUUCAGAUUGUUGAAGAAAAUUAUCAAAAGGCCUUGGAUAGAUUGAAAGAAAGAUAUGAUAACAAAACUUUAAUAUUUUUGACAACAUAA